AUGACUGGGCCGGGUGGCAUUGUUGUCAACUGAUUCCACCCUUUUUAUGAGGCCUUUUUUUCCCUUAUUUGUUUACCAAUUCGGGUGUCAACGAUGUUCGCCCAAACGUUCAAGGACUUCAACCUUCAUUUUAAUGACAGGAAUACGUUUUACAGUGGAGACGCGAUCACAGGACAGAUUUCCUUCGAGCUCCCCAAGGCGACGAAGAUCAGAUCGGUCUCCAUGUGUCUGAAGGGGCAGGCACACGUCCACUGGUCCGCCGGCGGGGGCAAGAAAAGGAAUAAAAGGCACUAUUCUGCAAAGAUCAACUUUUUUAACCUCAAAAGCAUGAUUUUGACGGAAGGGGCUGUUGGGGAAGCUGCUAAACUUCCAGCCGGCAGACAUGUGUAUCCAUUUACAUGUCAUAUUCCACAAGGGGACUUCCCAUCCAGCUUCCGUGGGCCUUGUGGUCAAAUAAGCUACCGCUUGACUGUGAGCAUCGACAGACCAUGGCAUUUGUCAAAGGAUUUUGUGACAGAGUUCAACUUUGUGCAUCACAUCGAUACCAGCCAGCCAGACUUGUUUUCUCCUCUCUCAGGCUCCAACAACAUGAACGUGGGCUUCCUUUGUUGUGCCUCGGGUCUCAUCACAAUGAAAGCCAGCGUGGAGAAGAAAGUCUUUACACUAGGUGAAACGGUCAAGUUAAUUUGCGACUUCAGCAACACUUCGUCUCGGACAGUGACUCCAAAGGUCAAACUUCUGCAGAAGCAGCACUACUAUACUCAGAACAGGGCCCAUAGAAGGCUCGUUGUAAAGAACUUGGUCUCCCAGACCGGGCUGCCCUACGGCGCUAGCACUUCAGUUAUACGCACUGAGAUGAGCGUUACCAUUCCCACGGACACGUCCCUCUCCAUCUCCAACUGCAGCAUCUUAGAGGUGGAGUACGUGAUUGAGCUGAAGCUCGGUGUCAGUGCUUCCCCGAACCUCACCGUGUUGUUUCCCAUCAUCAUCGGUGACAUCCCUUUUCAUACACCUCCUCCAAUUUAUGGAGAUUAACAUUUUGGGACAUGAAGUACUGUUAAACCACUUUUGGGUUGUGACUGGGAGCGCCUUUUACCUCAAGUCUGACGGUCUUUUCCACUUAAGUCGUUUGUUACAAACUAUGCAAAGAUUGUACUGAAGCACUGCCAUUGUGCGUUUUACCGUUUUGAAAAUACUGUUUGGGUCAAUGCUGCUUAUGUCGGGUAGUCCGUGUUCAAGUGUUACUUACAGUGUGUAUUGUGAGAUACAUGUUUGUGCCUAACCAAACAUAACAUGUUAACCUUUUUCCAUUGCAAAUGGAAUAUUUUCUGUUGCCAACUGGAUAUAUAGUUGUAUAGUCUACAUACCUGUAGACUAAAAGCUUUGUUUGUGAUUGAAGGACACGUUGCAUGUUUUAAAUGUUUAGCAUGAAUUGAUUACAACAGUCAGCCUUAUAUUUCUUGAAGAGCCUGUUGCGUUCUUUGUCAUUUAACCAACACUUACACGAACUGUACCGUAGGGAUGUGCCCAUCUGUCGGCCGCCGACCAGUAUCGGAUGAUUUUUGUGACAAUGUAUGCGAUCGUUAUUGCCGAUUAAGGCCUUUUUAAUGCGGACCACAAAUGUCAAUCCCCUCUGGCUGACACUGUUUAUUCUUAGGCCCCCGGCUGAUAAGCGGCUAGCAGCUAAUUGUGUGUCUCCAUACACAGUGUGGAGCUAGUAAUAAUCACCUUUAUUACGGCUAAUACAUUGCUUUUCUAAGAAUCUUAAGUAUCGAUAUCAAGGACAGGGCCAAACAUGUUAGGCAACGAGAGCAAGCCAGUUGGGAGAGUGGCCGUGCCAGCAACCUGAGGGUUCCUGGUUUAAUCCCCACCUUCUACCAUCCUUGUCACGUCCGCUGUGUCCUUGAGCAAGACACUUCACCCUUGCUCCUGAUGGGUCCUGGUUAGGGCCUUUCAUGGCAGCUCCCGUCAUCAGUGUGUGAAUGGGUGAAUGCGGAAAUAGUGUCAAAGCGCUUUGAGUACCUUAAAGGUAGAAAAGCGCGAUACAAGUAUAACCCAUUUAUCAUUUAUUUAUUUAUAAAGCAACGCCAAGAAAUAAGUGUUUAGUAUACUUUAUGAAGUCUAUAUAAAUGUGAAUAGUAGAUGAAUAAGAGUUAGAGAGAGGAUAAUAUAAUAACAACUGCUUGUCACAGUCAGUACACGGCAGAUAAAAAGAGGGCGGAUCGAUCCAUAACUCGGUGGUGUCGAUACCAAUACAUGAUAGAGACUCGAGUGAUUAUGUCGAUCAUGGAUUUUUAUUUUCUCAAACAUUUUUCUUGCUGUUUUUGUUCAUGUUUUUAAACUUGGGGAAUACUUCCCUGGACACAGAAGGGUUUUAAUGGCAAAAACCAAAACGUAUACGAGUAGUAGAUAGUAGUUUUUGUUUUUGUAUUGUUAUUGUGUACUAUUGACUUUGUUUUGCUCAAACAAUUGUACGUGAUAAAAAAAAACUUAAAAUAUUGUGUUGAUAUUAUUAAAGGCCUACUGAAAUGCGAUUUUCUGAUUUAAACGGGGAUAGCAGGUCCAUUCUAUGUGUCAUCCUUGAUCAUUUCGCGAUAUUGCCAUAUUUUUGCUGAAAGGAUUUAGUAGAGAACAUCGACGAUAAAGUUCGCAACUUUUGGUCGCUGAUAAAAAAGCCUUGCCUGUACCGGAAGUAGCCGACGAUAUGCGCGUGACGUCACAGGUUGUGGAGCUCCUCACAUCCGCACAUUGUUUACAAUCAUAGCCACCAGCAGCGAGAGCGAUUCGGACCGAGAAAGCGACGAUUUCCCCAUUAAUUUGAGCAAGGGUGAAAGAUUUGUGGAUGAGGAAAGUGAGAGUGAAGGACUAGAGGGCAGUGGGAGCGAUUCGGAUAGGGAAGAUGCUGUGAGAUGCGGGUGGGACCUGAUAUUCAACUGGGAAUGACUAAAACAGUAAAUAAACACAAGACAUAUAUAUACUCUAUUAGCCACAACACAACCAGGCUUAUAUUUAAUAUGCCACAAAUGAAUCCCGCAUAACAAACACCUCCCCCCUCCCGUCCAUAUAACCCGCCAAUACAACUCAAACACCUGCACAACACACUCAAUCCCACAGCCCAAAGUACCUUUCACCUCCCCAAAGUUCAUACAGCACAUAUAUUUCCCCAAAGUCCCCAAAGUUACGUACGUGACAUGCACAUAGCGGCACGCACGUAUGGGCAAGGGAUCAAAUGUUUGGAAGCCGCAGCUGCAUGCGUACUCACGGUACCGCGUCUGCGCAUGCAACUCAAAGUCCUCCUGGUAAGAGUCUCUGUUGUCCCAGUUCUCCACAGGCCAAUGGUAAAGCUUGACUGUCAUCUUCCAGGAAUGUAAACAAUGAAACACCGGCUGUGUUAACCGGCACAACAGUCAGGAGGUGCAUUCUACGGCGGGGGUGCGUUAUCCGCCACAACACCUGCCGCAAUACACCGCUUCCCACCUACAGCUUUCUUCUUUGCUGUCUCCAUUGUUCAUUGAACAAAUUGCAAAAGAUUCACCAACACAGAUGUCCAGAAUACUGUUGAAUUUUGCAAUGAAAACAGACGACUUAAUAGCUGGCCACCAUGCUGUCCCAAAAUGUCCUCUACAAUCCGUGAUGUCACGCGCAGGCGUCAUCAUACCGAGACGUUUUCAGCAUGAUAUUUUGCGCGAAAUUUAAAAUUGCACUUUAGUAAGCUAACCCGGCCGUAUUGGCAUGUGUUGCAAUGUUAAGAUUUCAUCAUUGAUAUAUAAACUAUCAGACUGCGUGGUCGAUAGUAGUGGGUUUCAGUAGGUCUUUAAACUGUCAAUAACACUCACCAUAAAUAAACUGGAAAAUGUACAUGCGACCGGUAUUGGUAUCUGCCGACAUUGGCAGCAUAAAUCCAUGAUCGGAACAUCCCUACUGUAGCUAGUUCCAGUUAGCUUUACACACACAUAUGACCUGUUACCUAUACAAUGUGUGUUGUUUUUUACGUUACUGUUGCUGCACAUAUUUUUUUAUGCAAACUUGAUGUUUAACUUUUUUUUAUUCAGAGAAGACCUGAAAUGCCUUUGACAGAACCAAGUGGCAGCCUUAAUCUCAAACUGCAUGGUUUCUUGCAACCAAAUUACCAUAACAGGAGUUGUUAAAAAGUAGCAUUGAUGUUGAAUGACGGUUUGCUGUAUAAUAAAAGAAAACAGUUUAUUACCUC
Nerophis lumbriciformis (worm pipefish) is the source of this 4210-nucleotide messenger RNA. RefSeq names its product arrestin domain-containing protein 3-like. NCBI's taxonomy places the organism in Eukaryota, Metazoa, Chordata, Actinopteri, Syngnathiformes, Syngnathidae. The record is from RefSeq and is a predicted model, not a curated record. Gene Ontology annotation, biological process: protein transport. Gene Ontology annotation, cellular component: plasma membrane; cytoplasm.